Messenger RNA from Balaenoptera acutorostrata (minke whale), 5701 nucleotides. RefSeq names its product doublecortin domain containing 1 (gene DCDC1). NCBI's taxonomy places the organism in Eukaryota, Metazoa, Chordata, Mammalia, Artiodactyla, Balaenopteridae. The record is from RefSeq and is a predicted model, not a curated record. Gene Ontology annotation, biological process: regulation of mitotic cytokinesis; intracellular signal transduction. Gene Ontology annotation, molecular function: microtubule binding.
CUGAGGCACCGAUCGGAAGCGCCGCUCCGCCCCGCUGGACGCGGUCGCUAUGGUAACCCAGUCGCCGCUUCCACAGAGUUUACCAGCCGCUCUCAUCUCUGUUCGUUGCUAAUGAGAUUUCACAUUUAGCAGUGGCUACAUGCUCUAGAACAUGAUGAGAAGUAAAUUGUGAUUAAUACCCAGCCUCAGUUAAUAACCCAGGAGGAUUUUACAUUUUAAAUUAAGUAACAUUCUUCCUCAUUUUGAGCUGACAAUGACAGAAGAUCACAGAGCAGCGCUUUCUCGGUCUCCUUUGUCACCCUUGACUAAAGCCACGGAGGUUUCACAGCGAAGCAACCCUGAAGACACCUUCAAUGGGGAUACCGUUCACCCAAUUUACAAAUAUAUCUCGAAUGAUUUACCCAGAGAGUUUAUGUCAUCCCAGGCAAAAGCAGUUAUUAAACCUACUGAAGAUUAUUUGCAGCCUCAGUUUGGCCCCAACAGACUUUUACAUUCAGCGGCAGCAUCAGAAGGGUCAGGUCUUCAAGAUUGCUCCACACAUCAAACAGCAUCAGAUCAUAGCCAUGAUGAAAUAUCAGACCCAGAUAGCUACAAAUCAAACAGUAAAAACAAUUCUUUUUUUAUAUCAGCAUCCAAGAGAAACAGACCUGUCAGUGCUCCAGUGGGUCAAUUGAGAGUUGCAGAGUUCUCUUCUUUAAAAUUUAAGUUGGACCAGGAUUGGCAUAGAUUGUCUCAAAGAUACAAACUUCAACCCAGAGUGAUUAGAGUAACAGCUUACAAAAAUGGAUCUAGAACAGUUUUUGCCAAAGUUACUGUACCAACCAUCACCUUGUUGCUGGAGGAGUGCACGGAAAAGCUGAAUCUGAACAUGGCUGCACGACGAGUAUUCCUGGCAGACGGCACUGAAGCCCUCGAACCCGAAGACAUACCCUGUGAAGCCGAUGUUUAUGUUUCAACGGGAGAGCCCUUUUUAGAUCCAUUCAAAAAAAUUAAAGACCAUCUGUUGUUAAUGAAGAAAGUAACUUGGACAAUGAAUGGGCUGAUGCUUCCUACUGAUGUCAAAAUACGGAAAACCAAGCCUGUUCUUUCUGUAAGAAUGAAGAAACUUACUGAGAAGACCUCAGUCCGAAUUCUUUUCUUUAAGAAUGGCACGGGGCAGGAUGGGCAUGAGAUUACAGUGGGAAAGGAAACAAUGAAAAAGGUUUUAGAUAUUUGCACAAUGAGAAUGAACCUAAAUUCACCAGCCAGAUAUCUUUAUGAUUUGUAUGGCAGGAAAAUUAAAGAUAUUUCAAAAGUUCCUCUGCUUGAAAAAUGCCUGCAAAAUUCCAUCACACCUUUGCGGGGACCAGUUUGGGUCUCUAAGGGAGAAGGUUUCAGCCCCUCAGGAGCUAAGAUGUACAUCCAAGGAGUUCUUUUGGCCUUGUACCAACGAUUAAAGUCCGCAAAGAAAUAUUAUAAACAGUUGAACCUGGCUGUGGAUGAACAGAAAGGGAAAAUUACCGAAAAAGUCAUUCUUUCAAUGACAGCAAAGGAACACCAUAAGGCACAAGAAGAAGUGAACAGGCUGAUUGAUGAAUUGCAGACAGCUAUCAAAAGCAACAGAGGUCAUCUCUCUAAACUUGGCCCCCAAUUACAGGCUGAGCAGGAGCAAUUCUCCUCUUAUGUCUACGAACACAUUAAAAGCCUUCCAGCAAACACUCUUAUCCCAGGAGGCCUGCAGCUCAAGAUAUUUGAAAAUGGUAAAGACACUGGAGAGAUCUCUGUUUGUAUCAGUGAAAAAGAUCUGGGGCCUAAUAGCCCAAUUCAAACUGGCUAUAUGAUGGAAAGAUUACUUUUCAAGAUUCAUCGAAGACUUCAAGGUUCUUCCAUCAACCCACCAGGCCUCAAUUUUUCUUCAAUCCGGCUUUUCGACGAGCACGGUCAAGAAAUUAAGAAUCCACUUUCGCUGAAGAAUGAGCAAAAAAUUUGGGUCUCUUAUGGUAAAGCAUACAGAUCUCCACUAAACCCUGUUUUGGGUUUGACCUUUGACCAGGUGACUGCAUUUGCCAGAGGUGGCAUUACAGUUGCAUAUAAAACCUUCUUGGAUCCUAAUGCUGUUCUACUGGGAUGUGACAAUUGGGAAGUUUGUGAGGGAUUUCCAGUUAAUUUCAACGGCACCAGUCAACAGAUACCUGAUCAAUUUGAAAAGGUGGACUUGGAGAACCAUUUCCUACAGAACAAGGUGAACCCCAAUAUUGUCCUUCAUGCCUCUGUUUCCAUCAGAAAGCGGAAUUUCUCAAGUGGUGAAGAGGGCAGUGGGACUCAGAUAGCACCAUCGACCCUGUGGCCUGCAGCCAGUGUGUGGCUGGUCACAAAGACUGGAAUGAUCCUGAGCCGAGCGAUAACUCAGGGCUGCCUAGCUAUUGGUCAUCCAGUCAGAGUCAAGGCCGCUGAGGGAACAUCACUAGAAGGAUACAAAUUAAUCCUACAGAAAAGACAUAAAGGAGAUGAUUCUCAGAAGUGGGUGUUUGGAACUGACGGUUGCAUUUAUUCUAAGGCUUAUCCUCAGUUUGUUCUGACCUACCUAGAGGAGCUAAAUGCACAAGAUGUGACCCAGACAGAGUAUCACCUUCACCAUGGUGCCUGGACCACAGCUCAUCAGGAGCAUGGCAGCAGCUUAGCAGAAGAGGUUCUGCAAAAAAGUGCCAGUAUCCCUGGUCUGAAGCAGCUGCCAGAGCCUUCAGAGACCCACUUAAUGCCAGAAGGUUCUCUUGGGGAGACAGGGGAGCUGACAGUGGCACUGGUGAAGAAACUGGAAGAGAAACAUCCUAAGGCUUCUGCUCAGAGGUGGGCCAUAAAACAUGAAGGGACUGGUAAGCCAGGCCAGUGGAAACAUUCCAGAGUUGAAAAUCCUCUCUGGAAUAAGCUUACCUACAUGUGGCCAGUCCUUCCCAGUGGCCAACUUAAUGAGGAGUUUGAUUGGCCAAUAGAAGGGCUGCUUCUUCCAAACAGUCCUCCCAUGAAGAAACCCAUCUCUAAGACACUGGAGCAAUAUGUCCCUGUGAGACUCAGAGUUUUGCGGAAUGGAGACAAGAACAAAACCAAAGCCCUUAUUAUAAUCAGUCCAGACAUCUCACCUAGGUGGAAAACGCAGUGCACUGAAAUUUUAAAUUUACCUUCUGCAGCUCGGAGAUUGUUCAGUGAAAAGGGGAAGGAAAUCUUUGCCCUAAAAGACCUUCAAAGAGAUGAACUGGUGUAUGUUUCAUGUGGAGAACAUUGGAUCAAUCCUGAUCUGUCCAUUGCUCAGCAGAAGAAGCAAAUCUUCCUGAGGAACUUAGCAUCAGAUAUUUCUAAAAUUCAAACUUUCUGCAGUACACGUAAGAUAGAGGCUCUUGUUUUAGAAGUCCAAAGUGACAUUGUGUUGGGAGCCAAGCUUGCUGUGCGGAAACCAAUUUUUGGAGAAGAGAAGCAAAUUUUAGAACCAGAGGAAAAGCAAGUGCAAAAAAAUGCUUUAACAUCGGGAAAUGCUUCCAGUGAAAUUCUAGAUUCACAUGCAAGAGCCCAUCUCCGAAUGAAGGCUUGUCACACACUUCUCAGGUAUGCCUGGCAGGAAACUUCUCAUAACUUUGAUGAAGAUGACAGUCUUCCAAAGAAAAUGGAAGAAGAGCUCUUUGAAAAUGUGGAACCAGAGAAGAAAUACAGCCAUUCUCCAAAACAGAGUAAAUUGCAGAAGGUUUGCCACCAGCAGUUUGAAUACAGAGAUGGGCAAAUUAUAAGCUAUGCUUCUCCUCAGCUAGUCUUGGGGGUGCAAGGCCCCAACCUGCGUUCAGGCAUGGAAGUUGUUUUGGUGGAGAAAAAAGCAGAUGAUGGUCAUCAACACUGGAGGCACAAGGAAGACAGCAGGACCUUUCACCUGGUGAGUAACCCAGACCUGGUGCUGGCAGUGUCUAUGACCAAGGCUGGAGAUGAAGUCUGUGGCUAUCCGGUUAUUGCUCAGAAAUACAAACCACAUAACAAUGGGACUUCUAAUCAAAAGUGGAAUUACAUGAAAAAUAUGAAAGCUUUUAUGGCCUUUCAUAGCACUACACUGGAUAAGGAAGUCACAGCAGCAAAUUAUGCUGGUAUUUGUACAUCCUCUGUGAUUAAAGAAAAACACAUUGAUCAACCAGGAUACUAUUAUCUCUCACCCAGUGGAAAGAAAAAAACAAUGCUCUGUUUGGCAUGUGGGCAGUCCAUGAGAGCAGAGAAGAGACUGAAACAGUUGCUUCCAGGGCUGCCAUUCCUCUGUGCCUCAGGCUCCGAGACCCAGAAGCCCUUCUCACAAGGACCUUUCAAGGUCAUCGAUGUGGCCAGAGCUGAUUUAUCUUCUUAUGAGGCUGAAAACACUUUAAGUUAUUAUGAAGAACGUCUGUUAUCUUUACGGAUGAAGACCUGCACGCAAGUUGUAUCUCAUAGUGGCAUGGCAGUUACUCACCAGAAGGCAGUGAAAAUAAUUGCAUACAAAAAUGGAGAUGGAUAUCGAAAUGGGAAGUUAAUUGUGGCUGGAACAUUCCCCAUGCUGCUUGCAGAAUGCACGGAACAACUUGGUCUUGCCAGAGCAGCCUCCAAAGUAUAUACCAAAGAUGGAACCACAAUCCUUUCCUUGUGGGAUUUGGUUUUAUGGGCUCUUGAUAAAUCUUUUAUCCAGAGAGACUCUGAGGAACAAAAGGAAGAGGCAGCCCCUGUUGGAACAAAAGAGACACCUGUUAAAAGUAUGGAAGGAACUGCAAGAAUGCAAGUGAAAACCAAAUUAUUUCCAAAGUCUGUGACAUCUGAUAGUUUGAAUGAUAUAGAUAAGUCUUUGCUCACCCUCAUCCUCAGAAAUCCUAUUGCCAUCUGGGUAUCUUGUGGUGAACCAUUUCUGAGUCCCAAUGCUUUGAAGAAAGCAGAAAAAAUAGAAAAACAGAACUGGCUAAAAAAGGACAAAAUUUUGGCUGAUCUAGACACUAUGAAACACAAACUGAGACAGUUAAAAGGGCGGCGGGUAGCAGCAUGUCAGCCAGCCACCAUGGUUGCCAACAAAAGCCCUGUGCAGCCGGUGGUAGUGGAAGGAGGCUGGACUAAGCAGACUCAAGAGGAAAUUAAACUCACGGACCUUAUAAGACAUACAGAGGCACAGCUUUCUGGUCAAGAACCGCAAUCCAAGAGAAAUUCUCCAACUGCACCUAAAUGUUUAUCAUUCAAGAGGAGCAGCUUGUAUAAGCAACCCAAUGCAAAAAGAGCAUGGGUUUACCUAAAUGGCAGACCUGAAGAUGGCACUUAUGCCCGGGGCAAAACUAUUUCAGAGCUGCUGAGUGACUGCUCCUCUCGUCUCAAACUGGCCCACCCAGCCAGAACACUGUACACCCCUGACGGAGAGCCAAUUCACUCGUGGGACGACAUAGAGCGAGACAUGGUCAUCUGUGUGUCCACAGGGCAUGGCUUUAGAACCCAAAGAGAGUUAAAGCAACUGGUGGAGGUCAGAGCAAAUUAUGCCCGAAUCCAAAGGCAGCAGGGCCCUGAAGCCACAGACGCUGUGUUGUCACCAUCCACAAAGCUGCAAUCUCUGGAAAGAAAACUUUCUUCACCUACUUGGAAACAUAAGACUGUGACAGAAAGUCCAAUUUAGAUUGCUGAAGACUCUGAACUUAGGAAAAUAUGAAAGGAAUCUGUGUAGUUUAUUUAAAAAUUUAGUCCUAGAAUU